Messenger RNA from Hyaloscypha bicolor E, 469 nucleotides. RefSeq lists its product as uncharacterized. Lineage: Eukaryota; Fungi; Ascomycota; Leotiomycetes; Helotiales; Hyaloscyphaceae. Gene Ontology annotation, molecular function: monooxygenase activity; oxidoreductase activity, acting on paired donors, with incorporation or reduction of molecular oxygen; iron ion binding. The coding region runs from base 74 to 469 and encodes 131 amino acids. The transcript has a single exon. The record is from RefSeq and is a predicted model, not a curated record.
AAAGACAGACAGAAUUUGCAGAGAGACUCUCCGAAUAAAGACUUUUGCAAAUAGAAGUGUUUUCAAAAAGGUGAUGAUCGAUGGUCUCCGCACCGAGGACGGAAUCCUGCUCCCUAAAGGCGCCUUACCCUCUGUCAUCGCAUACGGACCACACUCUGAUAGCAAACUAUUCGACGAACCCGUUAAAUUUGACCCUUUCAGAUUCUCUCAUAUUCGCGAAGACUCAACUUUAGAUGCAAACGAGAAAUCCAAUCUUACGUCUGGAUCCACAGGGCCGAAAUUUCUUCCGUUUGGUGAGAGCACUGAUUGUCCAGGCCGGUUCUUCUUCGUUUUCGAGUUCAAGAUGAUUGUUGCUUACCUGGUUAUGAAUUACGAUGUUGAGCUGCCUAAGGAGCAUGAAGGGAAGAGGCCGGAGAGCAAGUGGAUGGCUGAGUCGAUCUGCCCGUCUAGUGAGGGCAGGCAGACUUAG